Messenger RNA from Loxodonta africana (African savanna elephant), 1371 nucleotides. RefSeq names its product paired box 4 (gene PAX4). Gene Ontology annotation, biological process: anatomical structure development; regulation of transcription by RNA polymerase II. Gene Ontology annotation, molecular function: DNA-binding transcription factor activity, RNA polymerase II-specific; RNA polymerase II cis-regulatory region sequence-specific DNA binding. The record is from RefSeq and is a predicted model, not a curated record. Lineage: Eukaryota; Metazoa; Chordata; Mammalia; Proboscidea; Elephantidae.
AUGGGAGCCCCGGGGGCGGGAUCGGCCGCGCCCUCCUGUCUGGCCUCGCCCAUUGCGCCCCGCCCCGAGGGCAGCCAGGGAGUCCACGUGGACGCGGGCGCCCCAGGUGGAUUUUCCCAGAGUGGAGGCUGCUGCAAUGAAGUUAGGAAAAACCUGGCUCCCCGCUCACUCUCCCUGGAUCUUGAGGAGGCAGGCCCUGACCGAGUGUGGCAGCGGGGAGUGGGGAGAUGGGGUGUGGAUGCCUCCUUUUCCUGCCCAGGGAUCAGCAGCAUGAAUCAGCUUGGGGGGCUCUUUGUGAAUGGUCGGCCCCUGCCCCUGGACACCCGGCAGCAGAUUGUGCGACUAGCUGUCAGUGGAAUGCGGCCCUGCGACAUCUCACGGAGCCUUAAGUGCCUUGUAGCUUCCUUCUGUCGUAGAAACGCACCUUCUACCCAUCCUGCCUUACCUAUUCCUGUUUCUCACCUGACCCAGGUAUCUAAUGGCUGUGUGAGCAAGAUCCUAGGGCGUUACUAUCGCACAGGUGUCUUGGAGCCCAAGGGUAUUGGGGGAAGCAAGCCCAGGCUGGCUACGCCCCCUGUGGUGGCUCGAAUCGCCCAGCUGAAGGGUGAGUGUCCAGCUCUCUUUGCCUGGGAAAUCCAACGCCAGCUGCGUGCUGAAGGGCUUUGCACCCAGGACAAAACUCCCAGUGUCUCCUCCAUCAACCGAGUCCUGCGAACACUACAGGAGGACCAGGGACUGCCCUGGGCACAGUAUGGGCCGCCAGUUGUUUUGGCUCCAGCUCCUCCUACUCUCCAUAGUGGCUCCGAGGCUCCCCGGGGUCCUCACCCAGGGACUGGCCACCGGAAUCGGACUAUUUUCUCCCCAGGUCAAGCUGAGGCACUGGAAAAAGAGUUCCAGCGUGGGCAGUAUCCUGAUUCAGUGGCCCGCGGUAAGCUGGCUGCUGCCACCUCCCUGCCUGAGGACACGGUGAGGGUAUGGUUUUCCAACCGAAGAGCCAAAUGGCGCCGGCAAGAGAAACUCAAGUGGGAAACACAGCUGCCAGGUGCUUCACAGGGUCUAACUGGACCAGGUGUUUCCCCAGGGAUCAUCACUGCACAGCAGUCCCCUGGAAGUGUGUCGACAGCAGCCCUGCCUACCCUGGAACCCCUUGGUCCCUCCUGCUAUCAGCUGUACUGGGGGAUAGCACCAGACAGGUGUUUGACUGACACCCCACCCGAAGCCAGGCUCGAGCCCUGCUGGGGUUGCUUGCCCACAGAGCUGAGUUCCCUGGGUUCAGUUCGGCUUUGCCAUCCUUGCCCUUCCUUUCACUGCCCUGCUGCCAGUCUUGGUGCCCCCCAAACUCUGCUCUGUCCUGGUCUCCCACCGCUGUAG